UUGGAACUUGGAAGUGAAGCCGAGUGUUUGAUGGCGUCUGUUGUGUGAAUUUAGUGGCGUGAAAUUCCUUUUGUUUUAUAUAAAUCUGGAUAUUUAUAUUUACAAAUAUACGGUAUCUAUUUUAUCUUAGGAGUCCGUAUAAUGGGUGAUACCAUGGAUCCGGCUAAACUGAAAGUUGUGGAGUUACGAGCAGAAUUAUCUUCAAGAGGUUUGGAUACGAAAGGAAACAAAGCUGCUCUUGUUGAUAGAUUAAGAGAAGCUUUAGAAAAGGAAACUGGGUCAGCUAUCGAAGAAACCAGUAUAAUGGAAACAUCCACCGAGGAUAGUUUCCAGGAGAACAGGGCAGAAGGUGGUGCAGAAGAGGAUGCCUCACUUUCCCACAGAGACAAGCGUCAGAAAGUAGAGGAAUCUGAGGAACCAGAAUCCGUCUCCGAGCCUGUCCCUGAAAGUGGAAAUGUACAGAUCAAGGAGGAUCCAGACAAGUCGGAUUACUGUGACAAGGAAGAGGGACGAGAAAAACAGCCGGUGGCUAUUAAAGAAGAAAAGGAGCCAUUACAGGAUCAAGUUAAGACGGAGCAGUCAGAUGUGAAAAAUGAACACAAGAUUAAAGAUGAAACCACGCAGGGAAUAAAGACAGAGGUCAAAACUGAACCGCAGACAAACAAUGAACGACGAGGUGAGAAGCGUUCACACUCUCCUCCCCCGGACAAAAGAUACCAGGGGCAUCAUGGAGACGAGGAACCCGUCUAUGAUGAGAAAGCCGUUAUCCUUUCUUGGUAUGACUCCGACUUGAAUCUCACGAUCGAGAAGGGUGACUUCUGUGUUGCUGUCCCGAUGCAUGAGCAAGGAUUUGGCUACAUGUGGGCCGGCGCAAGAGCGACCUACGGUUUCACGGAGGGAAAGGUUUUCUAUGAAGUUAAGAUAUUGGAGAACUGUGAUGUGUCACAUUUGGAAGACGAACCAAACCCGCACGUUGUGAGGGUCGGUUGGUCUGUGAUCGGCACAUCCAUGCAGUUGGGUGAAGAACCGUGGUCGUAUGGUUAUGGUGGGACUGGCAAAGCUUCUACGGACUGCAAGUUCAAAGAUUACGGCGUACCUUUUACGGAAGGCGACGUUGUGGGAGCGUUUCUGGAUUGUGACGGCAGCUCGGCGGUGAUGUCCUACACGGUGAACGGGAAGCCGAUGGGCGUGGCGUACCAGGUGCCCAAGGCACAGCUAGACGGGAAAGCGCUCUUCCCGCACGUGCUGACGAAGAACGUGAAGUUCGAGUGCAACUUUGGCGGCAAGGAGCCGUGGUGCCCGCCCCUGCCGGGGUACAUGUUCGCCGGGGAGGUGUCCCUGGACCGGCGCGUCGCGGGACCGCCCCGUCCCGAGCGGCGACAGGACUGCGAGAUGUUGAUGAUGUGCGGUCUACCUGCAUGUGGGAAGACAACGUGGGCCAAUGAAUUUUACUCAAAACACCUGGACAAGAUGUACAACAUCCUUGGAUCAAAUAACUUGAUUGACAAAAUGAAGGUGAUGGGUCUGCCUAGGAAGAGGAAUUAUGCCGGUCGUUGGGACGUCCUGAUUGAUAAGUGCAUGAAGUGUUUGAACAAGCUUUUAGAGAUUGCUGGUCGUCGUCGGAGAAACUAUAUCUUGGAUCAGACCAAUGUCUUUCCGAACGCCCAAAGACGCAAAAUGAAAAGUUUUGAGGGCUUCGUACGGCGAGCAGUAGUAAUUGUACCCACAGACGAGGAGUUCAAGAGACGUUGUGCUAUGCAAGAGAAGGUGGAGGGCAAAGAUGUUCCGGAUUCUGCUGUUCUGGAGAUGAAAGCGAACUUUGAGCUGCCCGUUAAGGGGGACCCGUUCGACGAGGUGCAGUUCGUAGAGCUUGAGCGGGAAGAGGCGCAGGCGCUGAUCGACCAGUACCGCAAGGAGGCGGCCGACGCCGGCAUUACGCCCCAGAAGCAGCGCCCGCGAGGGUUCCGUGGGGGCGGCGGCGGCGGCGGCUCUGGCGGUUUCAGGGGCGGCUUCCGGCCCAGAGGCGGUGGCGGCGGAGCCAGUCCCGGUGGCGAGAAGAUCCGCAACAUCAGCAGCUGGCAGCCGAAGAGAGGCGGCAACGACGGGUGGAGGGACAGAAACCAGUCGUACGGCUCUGGGAGGUCCAACGGCCCGAGUGGCGGGGGCAGAGAUGGGGGUGGGGGGUGGCGCGGGGGUAGGGGGGGUCGCGGAGGCGACUCCUAUGGUAGCCGUGGCGACUCCUAUGGUAGCCGUGGCGACUCCUACGGUAGUCGUGGCUACGACCGCAACCGAUCGUCGGGCGGCGGAGGUUACGGUGGCAAUCGAAACCAGUCCGGAGGAAAGGGGAGCUGGGGAGGCGGCUACAACCAGGGCGGGGGCGGCGGCGGUGGCUGGGGCAACACCGGCGGAGACUCGGGGGCAGCGUCCUGGGGCCAGCAGGGCUACAACCAGCAAGGCGGCUGGGGCGGAGCACAGCAGAACUACGCCCAGCAGGGGUGGAAAGGUUACGGCCAGCAGACGGGCGGCUACGCCGGGCAGGGCUCGUACGGCCAGCAGCAGACGUACGGCCAGCAGGGCUACGGCGCUGCAGGGGCCGGCGCGGGCGCUGGCGCCAACACGUACGCCAACUGGAACCAGCAGUAUUACGGCGGCGGCGGUAGCGGCACUGGGGGCAGCGCCCAGGGCUGGGGACAGUCUGCUGACGGAAGCUACGGCAGUGGUUACGGACAGCAACAAGGGGCGUGGCAAGGCUACGGUCAGGGUUACGGUUACGGCCAAGGACAACCGCCCAAGUAGACAUCCACUUCUACGAUUCUUGCUAUCGUAGUUUCUACACAUUGGUCGUAAUUUUGUAACUAAAAGUACAAUGUUUGUGUAGAGUAGACUAUUGUGUGAUGUUUAUAGUAUAGUUUUUAAAGUAUUAAUUUCACUUUUUUUUCCAUUCAUUGUUUUUCUCACAAGACUGUGGUAUAGUUGUCCCAGUCCCUUUGUGUACAUUUUUCCACUCAGUAAAAUUAGUUUUACCAUAGUAAUUUUCUUUAAGAGAACAAAUGUAGUAAUUUCAAUUGUACAUUUGACAAUGUCUUAUUAUUGACACGGAAAAAAUGUUUAUUUUUUGCCACCUGUACAAAAAUCUAGUGAAACUUGAUUUAACUUCGUGUAAUUUUUACAAAAACAGUGAAUGUUUUUACAUCAUUGCUAACUCCUAUUAUUAUCCCCGAGAAAGUGACAGGGUAUGUCGUAUGUAUAAUUUUUUUUAUUUACAUUGGGGACUUUUUUUUUGUUGACUGGUUAAUUUUAGCAUAUUAUUCUUAAUGACCCAUAUAAAGUAUUUUUAAGUAUGUUAUUUUUGUUGCUUGAAUAAUGAAGUGUCAUAUAUAUAUAUUUUUCCAUAAGUGUUUUUAAUGAAUUUAAAAAAUAAUUGCAGAAAUGGAGCUAUAUAAUGAAUUUGAAAUGUAAUAGUGCUUUCUUGGGGAAACUGUUAAGGUUAUUAACAUGUAAUGUAUAUUUAGUAACUUUUUAAAUUGUAGAACACUAUAGUAUACAUAUAGGUAUAUUACUUUGUACCAUAAUUAUGAAAUAUAAAUGUGAUCUCUAAA
Bacillus rossius redtenbacheri is the source of this 3599-nucleotide messenger RNA. RefSeq names its product heterogeneous nuclear ribonucleoprotein U-like protein 1. The record is from RefSeq and is a predicted model, not a curated record. Bases 142 to 2796 code for a protein of 884 amino acids. Gene Ontology annotation, molecular function: protein binding. NCBI's taxonomy places the organism in Eukaryota, Metazoa, Arthropoda, Insecta, Phasmatodea, Bacillidae. The transcript is spliced from 17 exons.